UACAUAAAAAAAAAAUGACAAGUAGAAGUAAUAAUUCAAAUUGUGAAAAUCAAUCUUGUAAUAUUCCUUUAUCAAAAUAUAUUUUUUUAAAUGACAAUCAAACUAACAGCGGUCUAAUUCAGUGGAUUAAUUCUUUUGAAUUCAUUCGAUUAAAGAAAAAUAUAGCCAGAGAUUUUUCUGAUGCAACUAUGAUUGCUGAAAUAAUGAAAUUUUAUUGGCCAAAAUUAAUUGAGCUUCAUAAUUAUGUUCCAUCUAGUUCAUUAUCUAAUAAAAUUUCUAAUUGGGAAACAUUAAAUAGAAAAGUAUUGAAGAAAGUCAAGUUACCACUUUCUAGAGCAACUAUAGAAAAAUUAUCAACUGCCGACCCAAGAAAUAUUUUUCAGUUUUUAUCAUCUUUAAAAUUUGUAAUUGAAGAACUGGAACGUGAAAAAAAAAUUGAAUUUGAAAAAACCCAAAUUUCCCCACUAUAUAUAAUUGCUAAUGAUGAUAUGAUUCAAGUUUCAGAAACUGAUUUUUGUACUAAAGAAUAUCUUAAUGAAGAAGUUGUACAAUUAAUAUGUAAACUUAAGCAUAAAGUCAAAGAUAUGGAGCAGAAGAUUGAUAAUAUGAGUUCAUUGAUAUGUGCAAAAGAUAUGAAGAUAAACGAUUUACAAUUACAAUUGAACCAGAAGAAAAAGGAUAAUACUAUUUGAAGGUGUCUCAACAAAUGUAUUGUUUUCAAAUAUUUAUUUGAAUCUUUUUUGCAAUCAUAAUCACUAAUAUACAUUAAAAACGUAAACACAUUGGAUAAAAUAAAA
Sipha flava (yellow sugarcane aphid) is the source of this 797-nucleotide messenger RNA. RefSeq names its product sperm flagellar protein 1-like. The transcript is spliced from 5 exons. NCBI's taxonomy places the organism in Eukaryota, Metazoa, Arthropoda, Insecta, Hemiptera, Aphididae. The record is from RefSeq and is a predicted model, not a curated record. Gene Ontology annotation, cellular component: axoneme. Gene Ontology annotation, molecular function: microtubule binding. Bases 15 to 692 code for a protein of 225 amino acids. Gene Ontology annotation, biological process: regulation of cytoskeleton organization.